Molecule: messenger RNA, 1176 nt
Organism: Closterium sp. Yama58-4
Lineage: Eukaryota; Viridiplantae; Streptophyta; Zygnematophyceae; Desmidiales; Closteriaceae
Source: the annotation of a GenBank genome assembly
AUGAAUCCCCUAACGCAGAUCAAGAACACGCAGAAAAUAACAGCGCGAGAGACUGCUAGAGGAGUAUCGGACGAAGCGUCAUGGCACGCCAAGUACAAGGAGUCCGCGUAUGUUUUCGUCGGCGGCCUUCCGUACGACCUCACUGAGGGCGACCUCCUUGCGGUCUUUGCCCAGUACGGUGAGAUAAUGGACGUGAAUCUGGUGCGGGACAAGUCCACUGGCAAGUCCAAGGGCUUCGCGUUUCUGGCGUACGAGGACCAGCGCAGCACCAUCCUCGCUGUCGACAACCUGAACGGCGCUAAGGUUGCCGGGCGGAUAGUGAGGGUGGACCACGUGGCGGACUACAAGAGGAUAGCCAAGGAGGAUGAGGAGGAGCGGGCGAAGCGCAGGGAAGAGAACGGGGUCUGCUAUGCGUUCCAGAGAGGGGAGUGCUCCCGAGGAGACAACUGCCGCUUCUCUCAUGAUGCCCAGAGAAACGCUGACACGGGAUGGGGCGGGAAGGAGGGCAUGGAACGGGGAACAGAGAGCCGCAGCAGGGCUGAUUUCGAGCCGCGCGACGAGCGAGUGAACGGUGGUAGAGGCGCUGGUGGGAGGCCAGGCGUUGCACGAGGGGAGGAGGGGAGGGAGAGAAAUGGGGAGGGUGAUGGUGGUGAUAGGACCCUGAGAUGGGCGAAAGAGGAUGUGAUCGGACGGAGAGGAGAAGAUGAGGAGGUGAAGGGCGGAGAGGAAGGUGUCAGACUGAGAGAAGGUGAUCGGCGAGAGGAGGGCAGGCACAAGGCGCGACAGGCUGGGAAGGGAGAACGUGAGAGGAAGGAUGGUCAUGCAUUGAGGAAAGGCACGAUCUUUCGCCACGAGGGGUUCAGGAAUGAAACAAACGACGGGGGGGAUGACAGGCUGAUUGGUGAGGAGGAUGACGGCAGGGGUAAGGAUGAGCGGAGGAAGGUCAGAAGCAGGGAAGGUGGCGAGAGGCAUGGGAAGCGGGAACAGAGGGGUAAGGAUGAUAAGGAAGAGAGGAGAGGUGCAAGACGGGAGUUGGAGGAGGAAAAACGAGAGAGGUUCAAGGGCAGUGAUGACAAGCACAAGCGGCGAAGGGAGGAGGAUGAGGCCGAGAGGACAAAGCGCAGGAGUGAUGAAGACAGAAGGCGGUGGAAAAGGGAUGAGGAGUACCGUAGGUGA